AAUAAGAAUGCAAUGGCGGGUAAACAAGAACUUGUGAAUGUGCAAUAUCUGUCAUAAAUGUGCGAUUACCAUCUACUAUUGCGUGUGAUGAGUGUCUGUUAGUCUCGUAGACCAUGGAGCCACCACGGAGAAUCGAUUUGCAGACCGUACCACAAUCUCCUUCGCGUAAAAAGGAGAAAAAAGUGCGCCCAACGCUACGAUUCAAUUUGACCAUCGGCGAGUCGACGCUGGAAAGCUGUCCCGAAAUCAGCUACACCGAUCUCGUUAGAAAGGCUAUGGGGCCAGUGGAGAAUGGUGAGGAGGAGGCGUUUGCGGCACAGGAUGCAGCAGCAGAGGACAAGCUCGCCGCUACCGCGCGCAUGUUUGAGAAGAAAUAUGGCCAGCACACGGCUUCAGGGAAGCGUGGGAAAACGAGAAAACAUGGACGCUGGGAAGAUGACCUUGACCUUGGGAUGGGAUACGACGACACUGAUCCAUUUAUCGACAAUGACGAAGCAUACGAUGAGCUCGUGCCAUCUACGAUGACAACUCAGUACGGAGGCUUCUACAUCAACUCUGGCGAGCUGGAAUUCCGGGACAUAUCUGACUCGGACAAUGAUACAUCUGACUUCAAACUGAUGAAGAAGAGGAAGAUGGUGAAGAGUCGAGUGUUACGCAGCUCGGAUGAUGACGAACCUCCGUCCACUGACUCUGGCACCAUGCCAAAGAGAAAGUUCAAGAAGAAGAUGACCAAUGGAAUUGAUAGUGUGCGGAGGAAAGACGGAGACAAUGUAUACAAAUCUACCAAAAAAUCUAAAAGUGCCUUCAUCGGUUCCACGAUGAAGCGAAAGACAGUGGCUGACCUGCUAAAACAAAAGGCCAUCCAUCAGGCGAAUGCAACGUCGCAGAGCAAGAUGAACCAGCAUCAGCAGGAUCAGAUAGCAGACGCCAUUAACAGCGUUGUCAUGGCGUCCGUACAGACAGUCAGUGGGGAGACAGCGGUGGUGGCGCAGGACAGCGAUAGUCAGGAACAGCUCGGGCACGGUUCAAUGGUGGACGACGUUGAUCGUGACACCGGCGGCAGCGGUUCUCACUCGCCAAACGUAGGAGGCGCUCCACACAAGCCGGCAGAUGGAGGUGGUGGCGCUUCACCUAAGUUACCGGACGAACUUCCUAAACAACUGGUCGACUACAUCAACAUGAUCAAACAGGCUGCGAAGGUAUCAGAAGAAGGAAAACGCAAGUUUUUCAUGCCAGAAGUAAACAACAUGCUGUUGGAGAUAGAGAGGCUGAGUAAGCAGCAGCUAGUCGGUAAGCGUUCCCUAAUCUACACUCACCUAGCCGCACAUCUUCCCUGUGGCAAGGAAACCCUAUUGAAACGAGCAAAGAAGCUGUUGCUGGAUGAGUUGGAGGAUGCUAUGAAGGCUCCCAUACUAAAGCUAAAGCAAGCAAUAGCAGCAGCCAUGACUGCACAAGUAGCAGAAUACAAGAAGCUAUGUGAAGCUGUAGGAACCACUGCAAAGGACGGUGAGAAUAUUACAGAAUCCGCAGAUGAUGACAACAGCAUGAAGAGUGAGGAGAAAGCAAAGCGCAUGCCUCGCCGUGUCUUUAAAUGGACAGACAGAAUCAGGUCGCUGCUGAACGAAGUGGUGGUGCUGCGAUUGCGCAUUUACGACACGGCGAAGAUUCGCUCUUACACAUCUGAGGAUUACGUGAAACAGUUCUUGGAAACCUCGCUGAAACCGAUGUGGCCUGUUCGCUGGAUGAAUGUCAGGAUUUUGUUCAGAGAGUCGCGUGGUGCACAUUCUGAUGUCACUAUGAGCUUCCCAAAGCAGGCGACGCUUUCGAGAAAGGUGGUGAGUCCGUUGGCUGCUUCCUCUCCCCCCAUCGACACCCCACCACUCACCGCUACCCAGCCAGCAUUCACCGAACCGCUGACGACCACUACCCACAGUACAGCCAUUACCGCCAGAGUGCAAACUGCAACGGAUAGCCCCAGCACGGCGGCGCCGCCAGCGCAUGUUGGAGCGCCCUCUACAGGCGACGGUGCGGCCACGAAGUCCCACAAGCGGCCAGAAUCUCACAAGCCGGCGAAGCAGCGCGACGACAACGCCGGAUGCGCGGACGAAGAGCAGGAGAUGGGUGCGCCCUCUGGCGACGACCUUGACCUGAUGAUAACGCCGUACGCCCUCACCUCUCUGCCCGACGACGCGUUUGUGUCGGACAUCCUCAGCGCGUCGUCGGGGCUGUUCGAGCGUCUGCCCUCGCCGCAGCAUCCGUCCGCGAGCGUCGCCGCAGCGACAACUUCCUCCCAGCCUGGCGUCGCCACGUCAGCGGCGGCGGCGGCGACGACGGUUGCUGCCGCGACUAGGCUGGUGUCGGUUGGGGAUCUCGUCGCGUCGGUCACCGAGCAGGCGCUGGGAAGUAAGCCGGACAAACCUUUGUGGAUGUCACCGCCGCGCAACGCUGACGCAAGCGAACCGGCCGCCAAGAAAGCCAGCCCGCCGCCGUCGUCGUCACGGCAACAGACCGACUCUGUUGUCGGCGAGGCGCAGCCGAAGGCAGAGGCGACGUCAGUGAGUGUUGCGUCUUGGAGGAAAACAGCGGGCGAGGUGGACGCGAAUAACCAAUCGACCGGCACGGGUAUGGUCCCCUUGGUGCCUGAGCUUGUCUCCUGGAGGCAGGCCUCCGCCACCACAGUCAGCAGCAGCAGCAGCAAGCAGGCCAAGGACGUGUCAACGAGCGACGAAGCUCACCUCACCGACACUCUCAACCUGUUCUCGCGUACGCAGUCGCUGCUGGCGAGUCUACAGCAGCAUGGCAGCGCGGCGACGGAGCGCGAGCCCGGUGAGGUCGAGGACGUGUAUACGGGUCGAAGCAUCCAUGUCAGCCCGCAAAGGCCACCAGGCGGCAGCACUGUCAGUCCGCAGCGGCCAUCAAGUGGCAACACCGUCAGCCCACAGCGGCCACCAGGUGGCAGCUCCCUCAGUCCACAGCGGCCACCAGGCGGCAGCACUCUUAUUCCACAGCGGCCACCAGGUGGAAGCAUUGUCAGCCCACAGGGGCCAGCAAGCAGCAGCACCGUUAGUCCCCCACGCCAACUUGCGACCCAAGCGAUGAGUUCGCUGCUGAGAGGCGGUAGCAAGGCGGCGGCAUCGUCGCAGCCGUGGCAGUCGGCGCAUCGAUCACUGAGUGGUGAGAAGUCAUCUCUGCUGCAGUCUGCAGCGUCCGCACCCUCCCCUAACCAUCCCGCACGGCAACCGUCUCCUCAGCCUCCCACUGUCGUCGAUGCGGAGGAGGAGCAGAGGCUGCUGCUGCAAGCUCUGGCUGAGCACAGGCUGCAGCAGGCGUCCCGCGGGGAGGUCCGGUCAAUGCCGGGGUCAAAGGUCGACGGGAAGUCGCAGCAAGCGUCCAGGGGGGAGGGAAGGUCCUCCCAGGUGUCCAAGGUCGAGGGAAGGUCAGCACAGCCGGUAAGCGUUCGUGGCGAGGGAAGGUCUACGCAGCAUGGUGGAGUGAGCCGUGUGGAGGGGAGAUCAGCCCAGCAUGCCAGCAGCAGCCACACAGGGGCAGCAGCAUCACUGCAGGCAUCCCGUGCCGGCGAGCGGCCGGGGGCACACGCAGCCGGAGUGCGGGGAGAGGGGCGGUUAUCCCAGCAUGCCUCUGGCAGCAGCAGCAGAGGAGAGCAGAACGUGACGCAGAGUGGGAAGCUGGAGAGGGAGCGACACAAGUCUCCUGCGCGCGCGGACCAGCAGAAAUCUCCGCACGGAAGCUUCCCUUUAAGCUCCUCCCCUCACAAGACGUCCCCGCACAGCACAAAGUCAGAGAGGGAGUCACCAUCCACGGCGCGUUCGUCGGAGCGGAAGAAGUCUUCCGCAGCAGGCAGUAGCCCUGUGUCGCACCACAUCUCUACACCACACAGCUCCCCGUCAGCCUACAUCUCACAGAGCAUUUACAGCAGCAUGCACGACUCUGCUAGCCGAGCACAGUCGAGUCUGUUCCGCCCGUUCCCACCGGUCAUGAUGCCAGAUUUCACUACUUACUCUGCAAUGGAUGCGUUCAGUGCUGCGCAGCUCACGCAAGCUCAGCUGCUGUCACAGGUGUCAUUGAACAAUGCAUUGUAUCUGGGUGCGGCAAGAGAUGGCAGCACCGGUACUUCCUACCCUAGCCUCAAUAUCCCGUCAACGUCGCAGACAACAUACUCACAAGCAGCACCCUCUGUGUUCAAAUCGGCACAAUCUUCUCAGGGUUCUAGCACCCCAUCGUCUAGCCAGGCCGGAUCCACCUCACCACUGUUCACUCGCCCCGGCUUCAGCAGCAAAUAACAUCUAGAGCUUGGGUUAAACAAAGAAAAGACAUCUCUUCUCCAGGCACAAGCCAUAAGGAACUGCAACAGCUGCCAAGACGAGAGUGAUUGUUCAACCCUUUGCACAGGAGCUCGUGGUAGCAGCCCUCCGAUCGAGACCCACCCGGGUAGCAAUGCACCACUAGGGGGCACCGCUUCCAGAUAUAGCCGAGUGGCGCCACAAAGGGUGAUUCUCUGUGAAAUCUGUAUUGAGUUCUUCAUAAAGGAGAGCUGCCAGUAACUGCUAUGAAGCCACCACAAGGUGGCUCCACUGCUAGUGGAAGCUGAGCGUGGAGCAUGCCACAGAACUCUCUAGAGAUUAUAACUGCAGGAAGGAAUUUGUCGCCUCCCGGUUAUAAGCGAGACUGCGUGGCAACAACCACAAUAAAUCAGUUACAACUAUCCUACCAGAGCUGCUGCAGUCAUCUGCUACUGUCAGCUAGCCUCAUGUCCACCGAUGCUCAGAUUUCAACGCCAUUCUUCUGUGUGUAGUGUGUGUAGGACGUACUGUAAUGCUGGUUGUAAAUGUGUAGGGGUGAACGAGCAGGUGUGUAUGAAAAUACAUCUGCUGCGAUUUACCUGUAAUCUUGCUGUACAUCGUAGCGUAUAUUCCAGUAAGUUGUUGGGUGCAUGUGUGCCGGCAGUGAAACGACAGCAAGCAUGUUGGGUCUUUAUAUACCUUGUCAUGGGUAGCUAAUGUUGCUAUGAUCGUUUCUGUGUUCAUGCUGUCAUCAUGGAGUGGUUAUGGUAGCAUCAAGAGCGUAUUAAGAAGGAGAGCGUACAAUGGUGAAAUGCUGAAACCAUGUUGCAGUAUUAGUCGAA
Priapulus caudatus is the source of this 5143-nucleotide messenger RNA. Its product is annotated as ubinuclein-1-like. NCBI's taxonomy places the organism in Eukaryota, Metazoa, Priapulida, Priapulimorpha, Priapulimorphida, Priapulidae. Gene Ontology annotation, cellular component: nucleus. The coding region runs from base 114 to 4301 and encodes 1395 amino acids. The record is from RefSeq and is a predicted model, not a curated record. The transcript is spliced from 18 exons.